Molecule: messenger RNA, 216 nt
Organism: Exophiala dermatitidis NIH/UT8656
Lineage: Eukaryota; Fungi; Ascomycota; Eurotiomycetes; Chaetothyriales; Herpotrichiellaceae
Exons: 2
Coding region: 1-216 (71 amino acids)
Source: RefSeq, a predicted model, not a curated record
AUGACCAAGGUGGCACUUGAUUCUCUCAGCAAACGCAAACAGCCGGAUGUUACCUAUGAUUCCACAGGCAUUGAUUUGCUGGCCGAGCUGCUCCAUGCGCAUGAGGCGAGCCCGGAGAAAUUUAGCAUGGAUGAUGUUUUCGCCGUUGCCCACGGUGCUGUAUUCGCCGAUUCUGACUCGACCGCUUCGACGACGCAGUCCUUUUCCUAUUUGUAG